CUACAUUUACAUUCGAUGUUUCUGAUAUAGAUGAACCCACUUCAACUAUUGAGCGUGAAAGUCAAACUAUUUCUCACACAACUGAGUCUAUAUUUACAACCUUUGGUCCUGAUAGUAUCCAAACAACGAGUCCUACUUGUACUGACGACUAUCACCAAUUCAGAGAAAAUUCGCCAUUCAAUUUGGUUGAUACAUCCAAAAUAAUUUCAAUCAACAAAGUAAAAGGCUCUUGUUUAAAUUUAAAUAAAAAGAGAGUUCUUAUUCAAAGCCUGAAUCUGACGAAUAGUUUCUCUUCCACCGAACACAUCCAGGACCUGCAGCUAAAAGAUGGCUGUUUGGUUCAAAGCACCACCGUCAACAGAGAUCUACGCCUGUCUUUAGAUUGCACCACGGGUUCAUUCAAGUGCAAAGUGACCUUUCCAUGUAUAUUUCCCAGAGUACUGCUGACGUACUACUAUGUAUUAGCAGGUAUACAACCAACUCUCGGAAUGGUUACGGUUGAUGUCCACGACGGACCGAUUGAUUUGGUGUUGAACUUUGUCAGGGACAACAAUGACAAGUGUACAGUUCUGAAUGAACUAGACGACACUCUUUUGGCCAAAUACCGAGUGGUUAUGAACUUUAAGGGUGGGAACAAUAAAGGGCAAUAUCAAUCUAGGGUUAAGACUUUAAUGGAAGACUUAGUACAAAAAGGCUGGCCAUAUUACUCGUACAAAGAAGAAGUCAAACGGUUCCUGAUCGAGAUCUUCAUAGAAUUUUACCAUCGAAAACACAACUUAUUUAAUCUGGACGGUCAACAACUGAGGUUAAAGCAAUACUGCAAGAGCUUGACCAUUCAACCAUCGAUUCCAACAGAAAAGCCAACGAUGGAACCACCGAUUCCAACGCCCAGUAUAAACCCAGUAAGUCUACCCCCGACGUGUAGAGAUGAAUACCUUUACAAUAGAACGCAAGAGUUUAACAUUAUCGAUCCAACACUUGUGCUCAAGUAUAUUGACAUGCCUAAUGAAUGUGUCAAUCCAUCGUGGAAAAGAGUUCUGAUCAAAGACCGCCAACUAUCUCCCUAUCCUCUACAUCAUUCCCAGUACAAAAAUGUACAGAAAGUGCUUAGUGAUGGCUGCUUAGUGCAAAGUAUAACUCUUCCGUACCAUGCACAACUAACCACAGAGUGUAUAUCGAAUUCAAACAUUUGUGUGGUCACUAUUCCUUGCAUUGUUCCAAGAAUGGUGAUUGGAUAUAAAAGAAAACAUGAUUUAACUAAUACCAUAAACCUAAUGGAAAUCAACGACGAUCCGAUAACGGUGCAAGUGACCAUUGAGAAGAGUAACACCCGAGUUUGUAAGAUAUCCGAGGUCAAUAACGAACAACUGCUGUCCACAUACAAAGUGUUUAUAAAUACCGGCACCAAGGUGGGAAACGAUUAUCAAGAGAGACAUGAAAUCACCAAGAAGAAAUGGCUUUAUCCUAUGUACAAGAACGAAGUCAGAGCCUUUGCAGUUCGAGUGAUUCUGGAAGCUUUCUACCAAACCAGUAACGUGUUUUCACACAUCAACAUCUUGCAUCAAAUCUGCGACGAAAUCGUAGAGAGGAGAACAACUGAUGAAAUAACUACGACGGCCGAAACCAUAGUGCUAUCAACAUCCCAGCCUUCGACACCCAGCACCGAACUCCCGCUGACUCCAGCACCUACGUUAGAGCCGCUAUAUGAAGACCACUGCCAGGACGACUACUCUACCAGCAGACGAAAAGCUUUCAACAUCAUCAACUCAAGAAGAGUCUUAGACAUCAUCAGCAAACCUUUCCCCUGCAUUGGUUCUGACAAACAACGCGUCAUACCUGGAAAGAAGUUUUACUCACCACAAAUGAAAGAGAAAUUUAAUAUAAACGAUAAACUGCAUCUAAACGGCGGAUGUUUAAUACAGAGUGUAACCUUCCCCUAUCAAACUCAACUGAUAGAAGACUGUAACACUAGAAGGGGCGCGUGUAUUGUAACCGUGCCGUGUGUCGUCCCUAGAAUUGUCAUUGGCUACUCUUUCCUCUACGAGACCUCCGGCGGCAAAAAACUUCCGGGAAAAGUGGUCGUGGCAGUUCACGAUGAUCCGAUAGAUAUUCCAGUUCUAGUCAAGACCGAGACUGGUCGAGCGUCCUCGAUUGUGGACGAAACUCUCGUCCUGAAACAAUUCAAAGUUACUGUAGCUCCAGAUCAGAGAGAUCCGUUCGUCAGCCAAGAAGUGAAGGCUGUGAUGGUUGACUACAUUCAACGCACCGGAUGGCCUUUCAACUUGUACAAAGAAGAGGUUAAACAUGUUAUGAUGGCUGUCAUUGAUGAAGCGAUCAAACAAACGUCCAACGUUGUAGGAAGUCUUCCGCAACUUCAGGUGGAGUGUGAAAAGAGUGACAGCACAUCAGUAAGUAGAUCAAUCAGUACAGGCAAGAAAGGUCAAGAAGAGCUGAAAUGUAUAGAUGACUUCAGCCUGGACAGAAAAAACAAAUUCAACCGAAUCGACUCUUUCAAGUUGGCGAAAUUUGUGAACACACGUGGCAACUGUCUGAGACGUAAACGCAAACGUAUUUUGCUAGGUGACUCUCGAUUGACACCAGAUUUAGACAAGACUUUGCAAAUAGAGCUCGACAGUGGGGAAUUUUCAGACGUAUGUUUGGUGCAGAGCAUAACUCUCCCGAAUAAGGCCACCUUAGCGGUAGCUUGCAAUGGUAGAUUAGGUAUUUGUGAGGUUACUCUCCCAUGCGUCUUGCCAAGCCUUAACUUAGGGUUCUCCAUAAGGAGCCGAGAAGGGAUCAAAACAUUCUUCAUAGACGUCUUCAAUAAUCCAACAGACCUUUCAGUGACUUUAAGUAGUCACCUCGAUGGAACCUGUGAAAUUACUGAAUGGUUCGAAAAUUCUAUUGUGAGUAACUUAAAUGUCACAUUGACUGAUGAAGAUGUUGAUGAAAGUAGAGUUGAAGGGCUUGAUUCUGUGGUACAAAAGCUGGUCAAGAGUAGUUGGUUCUCGUCUGUGCUCAAGACAGAGCUGCAACAUUUUGUUUUUGAGGUUAUCCAAGAGACUUUACAACAACGGUGGAAGGUUUUUCGAAAUAUACCGAAACUAAAGAAGAUUUGCAACAGUCUUGUUUGGGAAGAUUCAAAAGUCAAGAACUACGUGGGCAAAGUUUGGGAGAAGAGUCUUGUUGACGUCCCGAUUAGGAUAGAGGUUAAAUUCAGUGACGAUAUAGCAGCUAGGAGAUUGGGGAGAGUGUAUAAUGCAGAAGAAUCUAAGAACAGCACAGUUGCAGACCAGGGCAAACUGGAAAACAUCGAAUUUCCACAAAACGAGAAAGUCGAGUGAAAUAAAAACCAAAAUAAGAA
Macrosteles quadrilineatus (aster leafhopper) is the source of this 3364-nucleotide messenger RNA. RefSeq lists its product as uncharacterized. Lineage: Eukaryota; Metazoa; Arthropoda; Insecta; Hemiptera; Cicadellidae. The transcript is spliced from 6 exons. Bases 489 to 3344 code for a protein of 951 amino acids. The record is from RefSeq and is a predicted model, not a curated record.